Messenger RNA from Asparagus officinalis (garden asparagus), 1836 nucleotides. RefSeq names its product SNAP25 homologous protein SNAP33-like. Lineage: Eukaryota; Viridiplantae; Streptophyta; Magnoliopsida; Asparagales; Asparagaceae. The record is from RefSeq and is a predicted model, not a curated record. The transcript is spliced from 4 exons. Gene Ontology annotation, cellular component: plasma membrane. The coding region runs from base 1135 to 1584 and encodes 149 amino acids.
GGAAUUACGUCUUUAGUACCUUUCUACCUGCAUUUUAAGAAACUUGGAUGUCAGGUGACCAGGUCUCAGGAGUUUUUGACAUGGAAAGCUGCAAAAGGGUACUAAUGAGGGCACAAUUAUACUGAUAAAUGAGUUCACAUGUGUACAUGAUUGCAUCUAAGAAUAAUUAGCUUCAUUGUUGCAUCAACAUUUUGUAGGAAAAAUUAUAGAUUUUAGAUAAACUAAUACAGAACUGUUUCAAAUGGUGAUAUCACUCUAUUACGAAAGCUUGAUAUGUCUACUUCUGGCUACAAUAUAUAAACAGUUACCAUUAUUAUUGUGCUUGUUAGCCUUUAGAGGCUGUAGUUUUCACGACCACAAUCUACAAUGACAGGGUUCUAUUGGAAAACUGAACAUAUGCACUUCUUCGCCAAGAAAGCUUGUUCAAUCCUUCUGUUUUUCCUUUUGCACUCCAUAAUUAUCGAAAUAAGUAAUCUCAAUCUUCUUUUCUUCUUAUAAACUGACUAACAAAGUUUAAGUGACAUAAUUACGGAAUUCUGAUUGUAAAACUUGGAGAUGGGAAUUAGGCGCUGCUUUCUUUAUUAGUGGUUAGCUUUUCGUAAUCACGUGAGGAUAUUACCCAUUCGAGCAAUUCUAUAACAUAAGUCAUUAAGAUUGCUAUUUUAUAGUUAUGGAAUUGAACCAUGACCUCUAAGACUUGAUUCAUUUUUUAUUGAAAUAUUGAGAGUUGAAUGAGAUUCUGUAACAGACGGAUACAAGAUAUCUGUCAGCUACUAACUAUUAUUACUUUGACUUCUGGCUUCAGCUUUAAUAGCUUAUUGGAUCCCUUUUGUCAUUCUUAUUUAGGAUAAUCUAUUUUUAAUUGCAAGUUUUUUCUUCUCUGUCUUGAAAAGUUUUGUCCAGAGCUAUCUAUGGUCUUUUCUCUUUUCAGAGCUCUCACUGAGAUUAAACAUAUCAGUAUAAAUUAUCAAUCUUUUUUGUUUGUGUUACAGACAUAAUUCCAUGUCCAUUGCUUUACUUGAAACACGCUAUGUUUUUGAUACAUGAUAUUUAGGUUUAGCCGGAUCAAACACAGAACUAUUCUAGACUGAAUCGAUAUAAAUCUUAUAAAAGCACUAUAUAUAAUUUUUCUUGAUGUAUGCAUGUGUAAUUCAGGGGGAGAAGCUUUUGGGAAGCCUUGGCGGUCUCUUUUCAAAGACAUGGAAACCCAAGAAAACUCGAACUAUAAAAGGGCCUAUUUUAACCAGCGAUGACUCUUACUUAAAGAGGAGAAGCCACGCAGAGCAGAGACAAAGAUUAGGUUUAUCUUCAAGUCCUACAAACUCAAUAUCAAAUCCUCAGCAGUAUCCUUCUGAACCUGCAUCUGCUGCACUAGAGAAAGUUCAGGUAGAAAAGGCAAAGCAAGACAAUGCGUUAUCUGAUCUGAGCAAUCUAUUGGGUGAACUGAAAAAUAUGGCUGUAGAUAUGGGUUCCGAGAUUGAGAGGCAGAACAAGGCUCUGGAUCAUUUGGAUGAUGAUGUUGGAGAGUUAAAUUUUAGAAUGAGAGGAGCAAACAUCAGGGGACUUCGUCUUCUUGGAAAAUAGACCGCCCAACAUUGUUAAGAUUUUUUCUUCUUUUUAUUCUUAAAUGGGUUCAUAUGUUUCAAAUUUCAUAUCACUUAGCUAUAUUGAAUAAUCUCACCUGGUGUUUUGAAAUUUGAAAUAUAAUGUAUUGAAGUGGGGAAGUCUGUUGUAUUCUUAGACGACAUACUUCAAGGUGUUAAUGUCACAUAUUUGAAUAAGUUCCAUGAAAUAUAUGAGGGAAGUCUGGAGCUUUCCUAUGUUUUUGAUAUUCAA